Caenorhabditis angaria is the source of this 2853-nucleotide messenger RNA. The record is from the annotation of a GenBank genome assembly. Lineage: Eukaryota; Metazoa; Nematoda; Chromadorea; Rhabditida; Rhabditidae.
AUGACCGAUCUUCUCUUCCCAUUCAUGGGUAUUCCUAGAUAUGCGACCGAAAAACAUAAAUUAGAAGAUGUUCAACCAUCAGCUGGAACAUCAACAAUGUCAACAAUCUCAGUUCUAUCAACUCCUAUGAAGAACACGAAACAUCUAAAAGAAGCGCUGACCAAAUGCGAAGCAGCAUUCAAGGAUGAAUUUAUCAAGGAAGAUACCAAAGAUCGAGAUUAUGCAACAAGAGUUUCGACACUUCUUGAAACCGACACUUACAAGUUGGUUUGGAAAAUUGAAUUUUGAUUUUGGUUCAAAAAACGAUAGAGAUUUUCAGAUAUGAGAUUAUUGACUAUGUGGAUAGAAUAAACACUCCUAUGAUAGCCCGUGUACAUCCAGUGCCAGAUCAACCGACAAUCACAAAAUAUAUUGCCAAAAUUCAAAGCCGCAAACCAAUCAAUCUUCAGCAAUCUAUGUAUAGCUUGGAGGUGAUGUUCGGUAGAGCACAUUUGAUAUUAUUGUGUUUUUUUCAGAAAGAAUUCAAGUUUCUAUCAGCUUUGUCAAAUCAAUCGAAAAUCGAGGCGAAAAAUGUGGCUCGAUUGAUUGAUUGCGGUUUUGACAGCGAUUUUCGAUAUCUGAUUUUUGAGGAAUAUGGAAGUGACUUGCAAACGAUGCACAACAAAUACAAGCCUUUUGGGUAAAUCAUUUUCUUAACUUAUUUUUCUCAACAAAACUUGGAUCAAUUUUUGCAGUCCACCGCUCGCAUUUCUCGUCACCUAUCAUUCAUACCAAGCAAUCAAGGCGAUACAUUCGCUAGGAAUGUUGCAUCGAGAUAUAAAACCGUCAUGUUUCGCGCUCAGCAAACCUUUUUCGUUGAAGAUCAAGGAUUUUUAUCGGACAAAGAUGAAGAUCUCAAAGGGGUAUUUUUUAUUUUUAUUUUUCUGCUUAAACAAAAAAAGUUCAAAAAUUAUUUUUGUUACAGGAAUCCCUUGAGAAUCAAAAAUGUGACAGUUGAUCAAUUUUGUUCUCGAAAAUCGCAUUCGAUUGGAGAAGUGAUUGAUGAGUUUGAUGAUUAUGAAAGUUGGUUGUAUACGGUAAGAACAUCCAUAAUAAAUCAAGACAUAUUUCAAAAUUUGUUAGAUGAUGCACAUGACUUGCAAGGAUCAAUUACUCUGGAGCCCACACGAAUGUUUAGAAGCGAAGGAGAAGUUUCACGAAGCGCCGAAAGAUUAUUUUUGGUUUGGCGCGCCUGAUAUGUUGAUACUUGUUCCCUAUUUGUUGCGAAAAUGCCAGAAAAGUCAUUUGUUCUUUGAGUCGAAAAUUGAGGAACUUUUUUCGAUGGAAGUCAAGGUUUUUGAUGAGCGAGAACAACCGGAAUGGCAUCGUGUCAAAGAUGUGAGCGGUUUGAUCUUUAGCGCUAUCUUCUACAGUAAUAUUGUUGCGUUUAGACUCAAAAUUAUCCUCUCAGGGUCUCUUAGCGAUCUACAGUACUUUAAAGGAACAUGGGCUGUAUUUGCUCAAGUCGCAUUUGCGGAAUUUUGAUCUAUUCGCAAUUUUCUACAGUAACCUUAUCGCGUUUAGAUUUAAAAUGAUUCUACUAGGGUCUUGCAGCGAUCUACAGUACUCUAGUAGCGUGUGUUGAAGGAACAUAAAUUCGCUUACAAGGGAAGUGCAUAGGGUCAGGUGUUGAACUUUUGAUGAAACGUUCGAAAUAUACCAAAUCGACCAUGCUGAUCACGAAUCCGAAGUCAAAAAUUGCCACAAACUCCUGUGAGCACUUUUCUGGAGCUCCGAAGUAAAAAUUGAGUUUUGGUUUUCUCCCAUUUUCACCUUGUUCCUGGGUGGAAAAUCAAUUUUUAUAAGUUGAAUACGGUUGUUCACCACAUUCGAAAACCUAUCAGCUUUUUAGUUUUUCGAAAAAUAUGAAAAACCAGCUGAAAACUGUAAUUUUCAAGAAAUUCCUGAAAAUACACACAAACACACGUAAAUACACACGUUUUUCAAAGUUUUUUGUGCAUUUUUGAAAAUUACAGUUUCAGCUGGUUUUUCAUAUUUUUUGAAAAACUAAAAAGCUGAUAGGUUUUCGAAUGUGGUGAACAACCUUAUUCAACUUAUAAAAAUUGAUUUUCCACUCAGGAACAAGGUGAAAAUGGGCGAAAACCAAAAUUCAAUUCUAACUUUGGAGCUCCAGAAAAGUGCUCAAUUGUGGCAAUUUUUGACUUCGGAAUCGUGAUCAGCAUGGUCGAUUUGGUAUAUUUCAAACGUUUCAUCAAAAGUUCAACACCUGACCCUAUGCACUUCCCUUGUUAGCUCGAGAUACAUUCGCUGAAGUUUGAUCUACACGUCAUUUUCUACAGUAACCCUAUUAUGUUUGGGUUCAAAAUGAUCUUCUUAGGGUCUCGCAGCGAUUUACAGUACUUUAGGGAUACUGUAGCGUUUGUUAAAGGAGAAUAAAUUCGUUUAGCUCGAACUGCAUUUGCGGAAUUUUGAUCUACACGUCAUUUUCUACAGUAAUGUUUGGGCUCAAAAUCUACAGUUCUCUAAAGGGACAUGGGAUUCGAAAUAGGCAUAGACUGUAUCUACCGUAAUUUAGAAACUUCGGUAACUUUUUUUUUUGAAAAAUGUAAAUUUUUGAUUCAAAAAAUAAAAAUUGCUUGGAAAAAUACGUUUCAAAACUUUUGUAUAAUUCAAAAUCCGAACACAAAAAAUGAACUCGUUCAAUUUCAGAACCAGAAGAAAAGUGUGCGAGCAAAACCAAGUGCCCAUAUGUCAAUGCUAAUGUCGGUUGAAGAACGCUCGAUGGUCGUGUCGCCUCACAAACCGAAAACCAAACGAAACAAGCACAAGAAGAAGCUUGUUCUCCAAUUGUAA